Messenger RNA from Penicillium lagena, 1944 nucleotides. RefSeq lists its product as uncharacterized. Gene Ontology annotation, biological process: signal transduction; regulation of GTPase activity. The transcript is spliced from 2 exons. Lineage: Eukaryota; Fungi; Ascomycota; Eurotiomycetes; Eurotiales; Aspergillaceae. Gene Ontology annotation, cellular component: cytoplasm. The coding region runs from base 1 to 1944 and encodes 647 amino acids. The record is from RefSeq and is a predicted model, not a curated record.
AUGCCGGCCCGGAACUCGCCCGUACCCAACUUGGACCUCAGCUCGUCCAAGUCGGCGUCGAGCAAUGCAAAAGUAGCGUCUCCGUUGACCCCAGGGGGCCAGAGCUCGGAUGGACCGAGUCCGCGGACGCCUCGUUCGCCCAAGUCAUCGUCGAGCUCAACAUUCGUCAAGGGUGCUACGAUCCGUCCCGUCACCCAAGAGUCGAGCAGCAAACCGAACAGCCCCUCUUUGCCCAAUUCUCCAGAUUCGGCCGCUGAAGCAACCGAGCCUCCUCCCACACCUGGCUUCACGGCCAUUCCGCAGCAUUUCCCUACCGCGCCGAAGCAUGGUCGAGAUGCGUCCCGGUCAUUCUUCGGCAAUCUCAAAGCACCCAAGUCGUCUCACAGAGCCCACCGGUCCGACAGCUCCGAGAAUUCGACGACCGAACCCCCAAAGAGCCGGGGUAGUUCUCGAGAUCGCAAGGCGCAUAUGUCGCCCAAGUCAUACGAGUCGACCCCAGAUCUGCCAGGAACCAUUGCUCGGGCAGCUGAUAACGAAAAGGAGAGGGGUAUGCAAAACGAUUACAGAAAAGCCGGCACGGAUACGGAGUCCGCGGCCCCAAAGAAGAGCAAGCCGCGCUUUGCAAGUCUUCUCACGCGCUCUCGCUCUAUCCGUGUGGAUGAGUCGUCGGGCAACAAAGCAGCUGGUCGACGCCCGUCAACCGGACUGGCGAAAUUGGAGGAGCUUCGGACCCAAAGCAACACGCAGAACCCUCCACAGUCUGCACUCCCACGACUGGAUCAUCGUCCGGUCCAAGAAACACUGAAAACGCCCACGACGGAGUCCAGCGGCGCUACUCUCCGAAAAGAGAGGAGCUACGGCGGAUCUAUGGUCACAUCGGCCUCUUUGAGCCAAGUCUCUGGUGCAUCUGCUGCCCUGUUCAACAACCUGAAACAAUCCUCGACCGGUGCCGCCGGUCGCCUCGGCAAGGCCGGAAAGGGAUUUUUCGGCAAGAUGACACGUAGUGGGAGCACCAAUGAGCGCGAGCUAUUCACCGAUGACACUUAUGUCUGUUCCGUGAUCAACCUGCCGUUGAUUGAGCAGGCGCGCAAGACCCGCAUUGCGAAGAAACUCGAAGACUGCAGAGACAAGACCGAGUUCUGGAUGCCUGCCUUACCUUACCGCUGUAUUGAUUAUCUCAAUUUCAAGGGCUGCGAGGAAGAAGGUCUGUAUCGGGUUCCUGGCAGUGGCCGAGAGGUGAAGCAUUGGCAGAGGCGAUUCGACUCGGAGCUGGAUAUUGAUCUUUUUGACGUCCCUGAUCUGUACGAUAUCAACAUAAUCGGGUCGAUGUUCAAGGCCUGGCUCCGUGAGCUGCCUGACGAGCUCUUUCCCAAGGCGACGCAGGACAUGAUCGCAGAGAAGUGCGAGGGUGCUACCACCGCCCCGCAGCUGCUCAAGGAUGAGCUGUCCAAGCUACCACCGUACAACUAUUACCUCCUCUUCGCCAUCACCUGCCACCUCAACCUCCUCCACUCGUACGUGGACCAGAACAAGAUGGACUACCGCAACCUGUGCAUCUGCUUCCAGCCCUGUAUGAAGAUGGACGCUUUCUGCUUCAACUUCCUGGUCUGUGACUGGAAAAAUUGUUGGCAGGGAUGCUGGACCGAGAAGGAAUUCAUCCAGAAAGAAAAGGAGAUGGACGAGAAGGAGCAACAGGCCGCAGAGGAGAAGGCUGCUGCUUCUGUUGCUACGGAGAAGGCACAGGGCAACGCGCAAAAUUCCACCGGUGAUGAACACGCUGUCUCGUCUUCCAGCAGCAGCCAACAUACCGAGGAGGAACCAUCUUCUCGUCCGAACACUUCACGGAGCCGUAAGCAGCGGCCCAAGGAUAUCGACACCUCGCACGGUCGCAAUCCCUCUCACCUCCCAGAACUUGGCCCGCCGCUUUCUCCUAUCAAAAUAUAA